Somion occarium is the source of this 346-nucleotide messenger RNA. NCBI's taxonomy places the organism in Eukaryota, Fungi, Basidiomycota, Agaricomycetes, Polyporales, Cerrenaceae. The record is from the annotation of a GenBank genome assembly.
CGCUCUCCUCGAUGGCCUUUCGAAAUCCUUUCAAACUACCAAUUGGAGACCUCCUACAUCGAGGUUUCAUCUAUUCCCUGGCAGGGGUUACAGUAUGGGGAGCCAUCAUGAUUGGCAUGGUGCACCGAGAUACACUGAAAAGAGGACAAGAGGCUCUUGCUGUAAAGCAAGCUCAAGAGCGUGAGGCAAUAGAAUCGGCGGACGUACUGCAAGAGAAGGCCUUGGCUGAACAAGUGCAAGACGCGUUGCAGGGUCGCAAAUUCACCUGAUCUGCGUUGGCUUAUCCUCUACUCACCAUGCCGGACGUCCAUUCAGUCGUGCUAAUCGUACGAUUUGUCAUCUGGCC